Molecule: messenger RNA, 3977 nt
Organism: Pan troglodytes (chimpanzee)
Lineage: Eukaryota; Metazoa; Chordata; Mammalia; Primates; Hominidae
Product: double C2-like domain-containing protein beta
Exons: 2
Coding region: 229-756 (175 amino acids)
Source: RefSeq, a predicted model, not a curated record
CCCCACGAAGCUCUCUCCGCUCCGCGCUGCCUGGGCAGCCCGCACAAUCACGCUGCGUGGUUGCUGCCGGGUGACUCGGGCUGGGCCGGUCCCCUGCCUGCCCGCCCCUGGCACUCACUCGCGCUGGCCUUCGCGGAGGCCCCGCCGCGCCAUGCCGGGCCUGCUGAGCCGCCCCCGGCGGGGGUCGCUCCGGGCCAGGCCGUGCGGGGGCGGGGAGGCGCUGCCUGUAUGACCCCCCGGCGGCGCGGGGAAAAGGCGACCAUUUGCAUCCAGGAGCACGUGGCCAUCGACGUGUGCCCCGGCCCCAUCCGCCCCAUCCAGCAGGUCUCUGGCUACUUCCCCCACUUCCCGCGGGACCUGCCCCAUGACGCCCCCGCGCGCCCAGCCACUGCCAGCGCCGGCCGCCGCCGCCCCUCUGACGGCGCCCGCGACGACGACAAGGAUGGCGACCAUCUCUUCGGAAGCCUAACGAUCCAGCACAGGUCCCAGCCCUGCGCAGCCGCCCGCCAAGCCGCCAGAGGACCAGCCGAACGCCAAAGGCUAGGAGUGGACGAUUGCAGGUACAGUUCAGUCAUGCUCAGUACCUUCUACCUUCACACUGUGUGCAACCCAUCUCCAGAAGCCUCUUCAUCCUGCAAAAUUGAAACUGGACCCAUUAAACAACAGCUCCCCAUUCGUCCUCCCCCGGCCCCUGGCAACCGCCUUUCUGCUUCCUUCUCCAUGGAUGUGACUGUUCUAGGAACCUCAUAUAAGUGAAAUCACCCAGUAUCUGUGCUUUUGUGUCUACCUCCUUUCAGUCGGCAGAAUGUCUUCAGGCUUCAUCCAUACUGCAGCCCGUGUCAAAACUUCCUUUUUCAGGCUGAAUGAUACUUGAGAAUCAGAAUCUCCUCUCCUGAACACUUCACCAGCAACAGCAUCUGAGAGGCCCAGGGAGGGGCAGGGCUGGGGUUUGGGGGAGAGGCUCUCCUCUCAAAGCCAGAUGCCCCCCCAUCUAUCCCCUCAGUGCCAGCACCAGCCAGGGCCUCCUCUCAUGGCUCACUCCUCCUGUCCCUCCUGUGGGAGCCGCCCCUAAACCAUGGGGUCAGUUUCUGCCUCUUGCCAACUCACUAGCUGGGGAGGGUCUAUCCAAGAGCCCCACUAACAGCUCCCUGACCUGGAAUCAGCCUCCUGCCCUCCCCCUUCUGUGGACAGAGGUCAGACUCCAUGGGAGGGCAGCCCCACAGAGGGCUGGGUGGAGGCACUGGUGGGAACCCGGGGUCAGGGCCAGGGAAGCCACCUGUUUGGGCACAGAAGCUGUUGGCAGCACGGUGACACGGCCUCAGGCAGUGCCCACUGGUCUUUUUGCUUCUGGCCAAAUGUGUGGCUGUUCAGGGUGCUCAGGGGCCUGCCGGGUGAAGGAGAGGAGAGGCAGCAGCAGAGGGCCCAUCACAGUCCAGGGGUCAGAAGGACAGAGCAGGCAUCACUCCGUCCCAGUGUGGCAGCACCCCCAGCCUAGCCCCCACGGGUGUCUUGGGGUACAGAGGUGGGACAACCAGAGCCACUGGACAGACAUGCCAAAACUUCUGGUGGCCCAAAGAUAUGCAAGUGAAAUGUGUCAAGAGACAGGACCCAGUGAAAACAUUUUGAGCUGCAACGAACAAAUGUAUACGAAUUGUAAGAAUAAGACACAGUGGUCAGGGACCCCCUGCACAGGGUGGGCCACCAGAUUCCCAGAACUCUGCACUCCAGGCACGUGGUGGGAAAGGCAAGAGGCCAGGGUGAGGGAGUUGGGUUUGGAAGAGCAGCCAUGUCACUGUGGGUGCACAUGGGGCUACUGAGCCAGGCCCUGUCCCAGAGGCAGCCCCACAGUGCAGGGCACAGCUCACGUAUGCCCACCUGACCUCAGCCACUUCUCUGGCAUCUCACAGGGGCCUGGCGUGCAGGGAAGGGGAGGAAACGCUCUGCCUGCCAGGCCCUGUGUCCACGUCAUCUCCCUCCCUCUCACUCCAGCCCUGGGAAGAUGGGACUCUUACAUCCUUGCCCGUUUUUUUUUUUUUUUUUUUUAAUUUUGAGAAACGGUUUCAGUCUGUUGCCCAGACUGGAGUGCAGUGGCACGAUCAUGGCUCACUGCAGCCUCUGCCUCCUGGGUUCAAGCAGUCCUCCUCCCUUAGCCUCCCUAAUAGCUGGGACCACAGGCAUGUGCCACCACACCCAGCUAAUUUUUAAAGUUUUUGUAGAGACGGUGUCUCACUAUGUUGCCCAGGCUGGUCUUGAACUCCUGGACUCAUGGGCUGGGAUUACAGGUGUGAGCCACUGCGCCCGGCUGAGGCGCAGAUGAUGAUAAAGCUGAGGCUUCGGGUGAAAAGUACUCAUCCACUUCCUAGCGAGUGAUUACAGGGGCUGAGCCCAGAAACCAUGCCAGCCAGGCCCCCAAACUUCUGCCCUCUUCCAGUGGCAGAGAAGUAGGUGGUUGGGAGCCCCCCGAUCCCCCGGAGCUCUGCCAAACCAAGGUGGGAGUCGGCCUGGGAGGGAGACUCAGCCUCCCCUUGGAGAUGAGCCUGGUGUGAGCAGCCAGGCUGCCUCCCUGACCCGGCUGGGUAGAGGCCUUGCGGUGCAUCUUUGAAUAAUGUUCUGGGGUGACCGGCUGCGCCCCACAGAUGUCACAGCUGCCUCCCUACAGCCCUGUGCUCCAGCCCAGAAGAAAAAAAAAUGCAGUUUUCCGAAACAAGAGCCUGCUGAGGUCAGCGAAGCCCCUAUCUGCCCAUCCUUCUGUGUGUCCCUGGGUCUGCACGCUUGGCUGGGUUUUCUGAAGGAACGGAAGGCAGAGUGAGUGAGGGGCGCCGUCUUGUGGAGGAACCCUCUGUGGCCGAUCAGCUUGUGUGACCUCUGUGGACUGACUGGGAGUUGUGACAAAUAUGGCCAGAAAUGGGGCCUCUCGGACGGUGACCCGGGGUUAUGUGGAUUUAGGGUCAGUGAGGGAUGUGGCCUCUCAGGAGGCGGUGCUGGGAAGAUGGGGGAGAGGAGUCAGGACGAGGGAAGGGCCUGACCAAAGCGGGGUGGGGAGGGAGGCUCAGAGGAAGGUGAGCCACCUGGCUUUCAGGAUGGCGAGGAGAGAAAGUCUGUCCUGACAGAGGCCCCCUAACAGCUGCCCUGGGCCAGGAUGUUUGUGGGAGGGGAGAUUGCACCGCAAUGCCACCCUCACUCCCUGUGUCUGGAGGUGUGGGGCCAGGGGCUUCUGUGACAGGGGCCAUGAAUGGACCCAGCCAGGAGACCCAGGGGACAAGGGCAUCUGCAGGCCCUGGCAGCUCCAUCCCCCGAUUUCCCGUUCACACCCUUUGCUGUUCUCUACCCGGGACCUGAAGCCCAUGGACCACAAUGGGCUGGCAGACCCCUGUGUCAAGCUGCACCUGCGGCCAGGAGCCAGGAAGGUGAGGGAGUUUCACCCAGGCUUGCCCACCAGCUGUGCCCACCUAUGGGGCCUGGACUGGGCUGGGGGCACCCAGGGAAGCCCACAGCUGCCACUCCCCCUCAGAGCCCAAGCAAGCUGAGGAGACCUCAGCCACUCACCUCCAUGCAGAGCGCCCAGUCUGUCCCACACCCCGGAUGCCUUCCAGCGUUACCUACCUGCUGAUCGGGGGAAACCCCUGGAGAAUUUCCAGGCUGGCAUUUUAUAAGAAGCAUUCUCAGCUGGAGGUUACUAUGAUGUGCAAACAAAGACUGUGGUCAGAUCACACUGGAAAACAUUGUUAAACCAAUUUCUUUACUGUAGGACUUACCAGAGCCUUUAAUGUGCUGAUGGGCUGCUCCUCGACUCUCAGUAAGGGGGAUGAAGUAGGCAGCAUCUGCCCAAUGUAUUUGACCACAGAAUCCUCAUUCCCAUGAGAGAUGGGCCAAGAGGCCGACCCCAAAUGCACUUAAGGCACCAGCACAACAGUGCAUCUAGGAGAGGAGAGAAAAAAAUGCUAUUAAAUAAAAGCAUCAAGGUGACCUUGAGCCAU